Ruditapes philippinarum (Manila clam) is the source of this 1688-nucleotide messenger RNA. RefSeq lists its product as uncharacterized. The record is from RefSeq and is a predicted model, not a curated record. The coding region runs from base 22 to 768 and encodes 248 amino acids. Gene Ontology annotation, molecular function: protein binding. Lineage: Eukaryota; Metazoa; Mollusca; Bivalvia; Venerida; Veneridae. The transcript is spliced from 2 exons.
UACUUGAAACCUUAGAGAAGGAUGGCUGGUUACUUUUCAUUUAAAGCUAUUGUGUUUCUUACCGUCUUGUGCUACUCAACAGCAAGUGAACCCGAUAUAGAGCCGGUAUGUUCAAAAUUCAAAUAUGACAAACAAAUGUUGGAGAAAAUGGUCAGAAUGGAAGCUAAAAUGAAUCAGUGGGAUAAAGAAAAGGAAAACUUUGAAGAGAACAUGCUGUCUAUAAUGGAACAUCGGAAGCAGGAAAUGAAACGAGAGUUUGUGAAACAAAAUCAACAAAUUGGUCAAAUGCUUGAUGACUACAAGAAGAUCCGUGAAGAACUCAAAGACAAAACAGCUCAGCUUGAAAAGUUUGCUGGUAAUUUCACAAAAACACCGACAAUAGCAUUUAACGCAUAUUUAAUGCCAGGUCGAGUCUAUGGCGACGGUGAAACUGUCGUCUUCUCUGAAAUUUUACUUAACGAAGGUUAUGGAUAUGACAAAAGCACAGGAAUCUUUACAGCACCCCUGGCUGGUUUGUAUGAAUUCAGUGUCCACGUAUGUAAUGUCGAUGCAAAGUUUAUGACCGUAGCUAUCGUUUAUAUGGAUACUGAAGUUGCAGCGACAACAGAAUACGAAAGCAACAGUAGCAGCUGUAGCUCGGUAUUGGCUCCUGUGAAGAUGGCGAUUGGUGGCCGCGUGUAUGUAAAGAGUACAUAUCAUAAGAAUGCGAUGUUUUCUGAUUCCAGACAUAGAAGGCCAUCUUUCACGGGUGUUCUUCUGAAUAUCUAAACACAUAUUUUGAGCAAUAUUAUCAUUUUAAGUGUCGUAUGCUUGUUUCUAUAAUAAUAUUUAUCUCAUAUCUUAAAUUUUCAAUAAUAAUUCUGUUUUGGUAUGUUGAUUAAAAAAAUAUCACAAUAAUCACAAUAAAGUAAUAAUAACAUUAUUUUUCCGUUGUUUAAUAAUGUGUAUUGCAAUCAAAUAAUCAUAAAAAUGUAAUUGAUUUUUGAAACGUUUGUAUCAGAUUUUGAUUACUGUAACAUUUAAUUUAUGACAUUAUUAAUCGUAAUCAUCUAAGAGAUAGAAAUUAAAAUAUAGACGUUUAUAUCACGUUUACACUUCUACUUCUGCUAUGUAGACUAAGUAACAUACAAAAGGCAUUGACAAUCUAAACUGUAAAUAAAGAACUUUUCUGUAACGUUUUACAAUUUGUAUUUUUUUAUUUAACAUUCAUGCCAAAUGCACAGCCACACUAACCUGUCGUUUUUGAUAUCAGUUAAUUUCAAAUAAAUUUUAUGUCAAAUAAGUAUUUCAUUAUUAAACCGACGUAUUGGGUUGUUUUGAAAGUGACAUCAUUGACGUACACAACAUAUUAUACAAAACACAAAAACUACGAUUUUUUGAUGAUCUUUUCGGUGGUUACUUAGUUUCGCCAGAUGAUUAUUUAAUAAAAGAAUGAUUGAAUAUGUUGCUUGUGUUAAUUUGCUAAGUAUUCUUUUAUUGUGUUGUUCUUGGCUAAAUUGAUUUUAUGUCCUGCUGCAUGACCGCCGUAUGGACACAUCAACAGUGGUUUACACCGGCUUUGCCUUAUUGUCAUUUCUGAUGUGCAUGUCGACACAGAGACACAGGGCUGGCUAAAUCUGAAUCUGACCAUUUUUUUUUGUCACCGAUAUGCAAACAUGUAGGAUUUUGAUUAUAAAAAUAAGAUAGAA